Salvelinus fontinalis (brook trout) is the source of this 12878-nucleotide messenger RNA. RefSeq names its product kalirin-like. NCBI's taxonomy places the organism in Eukaryota, Metazoa, Chordata, Actinopteri, Salmoniformes, Salmonidae. The coding region runs from base 669 to 9698 and encodes 3009 amino acids. Gene Ontology annotation, molecular function: protein kinase activity; ATP binding; protein binding. Gene Ontology annotation, biological process: intracellular signal transduction; axon guidance; protein phosphorylation. The transcript is spliced from 61 exons. The record is from RefSeq and is a predicted model, not a curated record. Gene Ontology annotation, cellular component: postsynaptic density; cytoplasm.
UGCUUCUGAGCUAUUGUUGGAAAUACACCCUGCUGUUCCAGGCUGUGCUGAUACAGCUCCUAUCUGCGCGAUUAGCGGGUUUUUACAAUAAACAAGAAGGCGAGGGAUUUGGGGGUUAGAUACGGACUUCGUACUAUUAUGACCUUUUUGUCUGUUAACGACUUAGGUUAUAUAUGUAAAAUCAUGUUGGUGUUUUUUUCAUAGCCAGACCAAUUUCAUUAUGCAGCUUUCGUGACAUCACUGGAACGAACUGCCAAGAAAUCGUUCUAAUGCAACCAUAUGCCGAUGCCUUGACUUUAUAGGCUACUGCUAAUUUUCUGGGAUGCUCUGGGCUAUAUUAUACUCAAGACGUGGGGCGUUCAGUGUAUAUCCGCUGUUUUCCCAGCAGAACAACCCAUUUGAAAUCGUACGGUAUCUUCGUUUUGUCACACGCGCCUUGGGUUCCUUUUGUGGCGCCGGGGCUGCGAAAGGAGGAGGUUGAAUUUGAAACAAUAGAGCGCAAAAUACUGCCCAAGCACAAGGACGGAAACCCACCACUGAACAGCGAGCGCCUGUGACAAAGAACUCAAGAACAUGAAGAAGCCAGCUCGCGCUGCACUGAUUUGGUUGAAGUAAUCACUGGAUAUAUUUCGGGCUUCAUUGUCUCUUGAAAUCCUCAAGGAGAAAACAUGAAUUCUGCUGAAGCAGCCGAGGAGGGACCGAAUGAUUCAGAUACGGAUGCGUUUUUCAAAACAGGGUCCUUCAGAAACGAUGGGAUUAAGGCGUCUGAUGUCCUGCCUGUGCUGAAAGAGAAAGUGGCCUUUGUGUCAGGAGGUCGUGAUAAGAGAGGUGGCCCCAUACUGACCUUCCCUGCCAGAAGCAACCAUGAUAGAAUAAAACACGAGGAGCUGCGGCAGCUGGUGACCUACCUCUCCACUGUGCCCAGUGAGGAUGUGUGCAAGCGAGGCUUCACGGUCAUCAUUGAUAUGCGCGGCUCCAAGUGGGACCUGAUCAAGCCUCUACUGAAGACCCUGCAGGAGGCCUUCCCCGCCGAGAUCUGCGUGGCGCUGAUCAUCAAACCCGACAACUUCUGGCAGAAGCAGAAGACCAACUUUGGCAGUGCCAAGUUCACAUUUGAGACUAGCAUGGUGUCAGUGGAGGGGCUGACUAAGUUGGUGGACCCGUCCCAGCUGACGGACGACUUUGAGGGCUCUCUGGAGUACAACCACGAGGAGUGGAUGGAUCUGCGCGUGGCCCUGGAGGAGUUCAUGGGCUCUGCCGUUCACCUCCUCUCCCGCCUGGAGGACCUCCAGGAGCUGCUGGCCAAGAAGGAGUUCCCGGUGGACGUGGAGGGCUCCCGGUGCCUCAUCGACGAGCACACGCAGCUCAAGAAGAAGGUGAUGAAGGCUCCUGUGGAGGAGCUGGACAGAGAGGGCCAGAGGUUGCUUCAGUGUAUCCGGUCUAGUGACGGGUUUUCUGGGAGGAACUGCAUCUCGGGCAGCGCUGACUUCCAGAGCGUGGUGCCUAAGAUCGCCAGCCUGCUGGACAAGCUGCACUCCACCAGACAGCACCUGCACCAGAUAUGGCACGUCCGCAAGCUCAAACUGGACCAGUGUUUCCAGCUUCGCCUCUUUGAGCAGGAUGCAGAGAAGAUGUUUGACUGGAUCAGUCACAAUAAGGAAGUGUUCCUACAGAGCCACACAGAGAUCGGAGUCAGUUACCAGCACGCCGUGGACCUCCAGACGCAGCACAAUCACUUUGCCAUGAAUUCUAUGAACGCCUAUGUGAACAUCAACAGGAUCAUGUCGGUGGCGACCCGGCUGUCGGAGGCGGGCCACUACGCCUCGCAGCAGAUCAAACAGAUCUCGGCCCAGCUGGACCAGGAGUGGAAGAGCUUCGCCGCCGCCCUGGACGAACGCAGCACCAUCCUGGCCAUGUCGGCCGUCUUCCACCAGAAGUCGGAACAGUUCCUGGCUGGGGUGGAGGCCUGGUGCAAGAUAUGCAGUGAAGGGGGGCUGCCCUCGGAGAUGCAGGACCUGGAGCUGGCCAUCCACCACCACCAGACCCUCUAUGAACAGGUGACCCAGGCCUACACCGAGGUCAGUCAGGAUGGCAAGGCCCUGCUGGAUGUCCUCCAGAGACCACUGAGCCCGGGGAACUCGGAGUCUCUGACGGCCACAGCCAACUACUCCAAGGCGGUCCACUGUAUCCUGGACGUGGUCCACGAGGUCCUGCACCACCAGAGACGCCUGGAGAGCAUCUGGCAGCACCGCAAGGUCCGCCUGCACCAGAGGCUACAGCUCUGUGUGUUCCAACAGGACGUCCAACAGGUGAUGGACUGGAUAGAGAACCAUGGAGAGGCCUUCCUUAGCAAACACACGGGCGUGGGCAAGUCCCUCCACCGCGCCAGGGCACUGCAGAAACGCCACGACGAUUUUGAGGAGGUGGCACAGAACACCUACACCAACGCAGACAAGCUCCUGGAGGCGGCCGAGCAGCUGGCCCAGACUGGGGAAUGUGACCCGGAGGAGAUCUACAAAGCAGCGCGACACCUGGAGGUCAGGAUCCAAGACUUUGUCCGGCGGGUGGAGCAGAGGAAACUGCUGCUGGACAUGUCUGUCUCCUUCCACACCCACACCAAGGAGCUGUGGACGUGGAUGGAGGACCUGCAGAAGGAGCUGGUGGAGGAGGUGUGUUCAGACUCGGUGGAGUCAGUCCAGGAGCUCAUCAAGCAGUUCCAGCAGCAGCAGACGGCCACCCUGGAGGCUACGCUUAACGUCAUCAAGGAGGGAGAGGACCUCAUCCAGCAGCUCAGGGACGCUGCAAUGUCCACCAACAAGAUGCCCCACAACAGCUCCAUCGCCCACAUCGAGAGUGUCCUGCAGCACCUGGACGAGGCCCAGGGCCAGAUGGAGGAGCUGUUCCACGAGAGGAAAAUCAAACUGGAUAUCUUCCUGCAGCUACGCAUCUUUGAGCAGUACACCAUCGAGGUGACGGCGGAGCUGGACGCGUGGAACGAGGACCUGCUGCGCCAGGUGAACGACUUCAACUCGGAGGACCUGACCCUGGCCGAGCAGCGGCUGCAGCGCCACACGGAGCGCAAGCUGGCCAUGAACAGCAUGACCUUCGAGGUGAUGCAGCAGGGACAGGACCUGCACCAGUACAUCAUGGAGGUCCAGGCCUCAGGCAUUGAGUUGACUGGGGAGAAAGAGGUGGAUCUGGCCACUCAGGUCCAGGAGCUGCUGGAGUUCCUUCACGAGAAGCAGCAUGAGCUGGACGUCAGCGCUGACCAGACCCAGAAGAGACUGCAGGAGUGUCUGCAGCUCCGCCACCUGCAGUCAGAGGUCAAACAGGUCCUGGGCUGGAUCCGGAACGGGGAGUCCAUGUUGAACGCCAGCAUGGUGAAUGCCAGCUCGCUGUCAGAGGCAGAGCAACUGCAGAGGGAGCAUGAGCAGUUCCAGCUGGCCAUCGAGUCCCUGUUCCAUGCCAAUUCUCUCCAGAAGACCCACCAGAGUGCCCUGCAGGUGCAGCAGAAGGCUGAGGUCAUGCUCCAGGCGGGCCAUUUUGACCCGGACGGCAUACGGGCCUGCGCCGAGAAGGUGGCCAUGCACUGGCAACAGCUCAUGCUCAAGAUGGAGGAUCGUCUCAAGCUGGUCAACGCUUCUGUGGCCUUCUACAAGACCUCAGAGCAGGUGUGCAGUGUGCUGGAGAGUCUGGAGCAGGAGUACAGGAGGGAUGAGGACUGGUGUGGUGGCCAUGACAAGCUGGGAGCCAUGGCCGAGACGGACCAUGUCAUCCCCCUCAUCAGCAAACACCUGGAGCAGAAGGAAGCCUUCCUCAAGGCAUGCACGUUGGCCAGGAGAAAUGCUGAGGUAUUCCUGAAGUAUAUCCACAGGAACAACGUGGGUAUACCUGGUGCUUCAGGCCACGCCAGAGGACCCGAGCAGCAGGUUAAAGCCAUCCUCAAUGAGCUGCUCCAGAGGGAGAACCGGGUUCUGCACUUUUGGACCAUGAAGAAACGGCGCCUGGACCAGUGCCAGCAGUACGUGGUGUUCGAACGCAGUGCGAAACAGGCCUUAGACUGGAUCCAGGAAACAGGAGAGUAUUACCUCUCCACUCACACCUCCCCUGGAGAGAGCGGUGAGAGGAGUCAGGAACUGCUGAAGGAGUACGAGGAAUUCAGAGUCUCCGCCAAGCAAACCAAGGAGAAGGUGAAGCUCCUCAUUCAGCUGGCCGACAGCUUUGUGGAAAAGGGCCAUGUGCACGUCACUGAGCUGAAGAAGUGGGUCACCACGGUGGACAAGCGCUACCGAGACUUCUCCCUCCGGAUGGGGAAGUACCGUUCUAGUUUGGAGAAAUCACUGGGCAUUAGCUCUGAGGACAAUAAGGACUUGGAGCUGGACAUCAUCCCAGCCAGCCUGACUGAUCCUGGGGAGGUGAAGCUCCGCGACCCCAACCACGAGGUCAACGAGGAGAAGAGGAAGUCAGCCAGGAAGAAAGAGUUCAUCAUGGCUGAACUGCUUCAGACUGAGAAGGCCUAUGUCAGGGACUUGCAUGAAUGUUUAGAGACGUACCUGUGGGAGAUGACAAGUGGGGUGGAGGAGAUUCCUCCUGGCAUCGUCAACAAGGAGCACAUCAUCUUUGGCAACAUCCAGGAGAUUUAUGAUUUCCAUAACAGCAUUUUCCUCAAAGAGCUAGUGAACUAUGAGCAGCUACCUGAAGAUGUGGGCCAUUGUUUUGUCACAUGGGCUGAUAAAUUCCACAUGUACGUCAAUUACUGUAAAAACAAACCGGAUUCCAGCCAACUCAUCUUGGAGCAUGCUGGAAGCUUCUUCGAUGAAAUCCAGCAGCGACACGGAUUGGCCAACUCCAUCUCCUCGUACCUUAUCAAGCCAGUGCAGAGGAUCACUAAGUACCAGCUUCUCCUCAAGGAGCUGCUGACCUGCUGUGAGGAGGGGAAGGGGGAGAUUAAGGACGGCCUGGAGGUGAUGCUUAGUGUCCCCAAGAGGGCCAACGACGCCAUGCACGUCGCCAUGCUGGAAGGUUUCGAUGAGAAUCUGGAUGUGCAGGGAGAGCUGUUCAUCCAGGACACGUUCCAGGUGUGGGAUCCCAAGUCUCUGAUCCGGAAGGGCCGGGACCGUCAUCUCUUCCUGUUCGAGAUCUCCCUGGUGUUCAGCAAGGAGAUCAAGGACUCGGCUGGACGCACCAAAUACGCCUUCAAGAGCAAACUGCUGACAUCGGAGCUGGGCGUGACGGAGCACAUUGAAGGGGACCCCUGUAAGUUUGCUCUGUGGGCUGGAAGGACCCCCUCAUCUGACAACAAGACUGUCCUCAAGGCGUCCAGUAUUGAAGCAAAGCAGGAGUGGAUCAAGAACAUCCGGGAGGUGAUCCAGGAGAGGAUCAUCCACCUCAAGGGGGCGCUGAAGGAGCCCAUCCACAUGCCAAAAACCCCGGCCAAGCCACGCAACAACAGCAAGAGGGAUGCUGGUGAGGAUGCAGACAGCCAGGGUGACGGCAGCAGCCAGCCAGACACCAUCUCCAUCGCUUCUAGGACUUCUCAGAACACUGUGGACAGUGAUAAGCUCUCUGGAGGCUGUGAGUUGACAGUGGUGCUGCAGGACUUCACGGCAGGUUGUUCCAGUGAGCUCAGCCUUCAGACGGGUCAGACGGUAGAGCUACUGGAGAGGCCCAGUGACCGCCCCGGCUGGUGUCUGGUGCGGACCACCGACCGUAGCCCCCCUCAGGAGGGCCUGGUGCCCAGCUCGGCCCUCUGUAUCUCCCACUCCCGCAGCAGCGUGGAGAUGGAAUGCUUCUUCCCCACAGGGAAAGAGAACUACUCGGUCAGCGGGCCCGAAGGAGCGAAGACCGAGUCGGUGGCCAACCUGCAGUCCCAGGCCUCCCUGAGCUCCAUCCAGUCCAGCUCUCCGGGACCGAAGCGCUCGGGCAACACCCUCAAGAAGUGGCUGACCAGCCCUGUGCGUCGCCUCAGCCACGGCAGCAGCGUCAAGAAGUUCCCCAGCAAGCACAAGAAGAGGGACGGCCGCAAGAGCAUCGACCUGGGGCCGCCUGAGAGCUCCCUGCACGACGGGAGCGUAGACGAGAGGGGCAGGAAGGAGCGCACCCUGUCCAAGUCCUCCUCUGGAAUGCAGAGCGGAGGAGAGGAGGAGCCGGAGGACGACUCUCACACCCCCCUCCCGCCCCCCAUGGAGAUCAUCAAGGACCCCUCGUCCCAGGAGGAGAAGUCCUCCGCAUUGCUUGCUGCGCGUCAGGGCUCUGCCGAUGUCCCCAGCGCUGCGGAGCUGGUCAGUGCAAUAGAAAAGUUGGUCCAAACUAAGAUGAAUCUGGAGCCAGGUGCCUACCCCAGCUUCACCACUUUGACCCCUCCGGAACAGACCAGCCCAGCCCUGCCCAGGAACCCUGAACUGGAUCAGAAGGCCAAAGCUCUGCGCGGACGCAUGUUUGUCCUCAAUGAGCUGGUGCAGACCGAGAAGGACUAUGUCAAGGACUUGGGGAUUGUAGUGGAGGGGUUCAUGAAGACGAUCGAGGAUAAGGGAGUCCCUGAAGAUAUGAAAGGAAAAGACAAAAUCGUUUUUGGGAAUAUUCACCAGAUCUACGACUGGCACAAAGAUUUUUUUGUCGGUGAGCUGGAGAAAUGUCUUGAAGACAACGAGCACCUUCCUGAGCUUUUCAUUAAACAUGAGAGGCGACUACACAUGUAUGUGGUUUACUGCCAGAACAAGCCCAAGUCUGAAUUCAUUGUCGCCGAGUACGACACAUUCUUCGAGGGCGUACAGCAAGAGGUCAGCUCAAGACUUGGCAUAAGUGACUUUCUCAUAAAGCCAAUUCAGAGAAUUACCAAGUAUCAGCUGCUUCUAAAGGACUUCUUAAAGUAUAGUUCCAAAGCAGGACUAGAUUGCCAAGAGAUGGAGAAAGCAGUUGGUUUAAUGUCCCAGGUCCCCAAGCUGUGCAAUGACAUGAUGAAUCUUGGCAGACUACAAGGCUAUGAGGGUAAGCUGACCAGCCAGGGUAAACUGCUGCAGCAGGAGACGUUCUUUGUAACGGAACAGGACACGGGCGUGUUGUCGCGCAGCAAGGAGCGCAGGGUCUUCCUCUUUGAGCAGAUCGUCAUCUUCAGCGAGCUCCUCCGCAAGGGCUCCUCCACCCCAGGCUACCAGUUCAAGAAGAGCAUCAAGGUGAGCUACCUGGGCUUGGAGGAGCAUGUGGACAACGACCCGUGUAAGUUUGUGCUGUCGUGUCGAGGCUCGGCCGAGCGCUUCACCCUGCAGGCGGCCAACCUGGACAUCAAGCAGGUGUGGGUCCAACAUGUCAGCCAGGUCCUGGAUGCCCAGAGCAACUUCCUGUCUGCCCUGCAGUCUCCCAUUGAGUACCACAAGGAGAAGGGUUGUUCCCAAUCCCUCACCAGAAACCCGUCGGGCAGUCGGCCCCCCAGUUCCAACAGCAGGCCCCUCUCCUCCUCCUCUGUGGGGGCAGAGAAGCCCCCCCUGGCAGGACCGGGUAGGACCCCAACUCCUCUCAAACUAUCUACCUCCAACGGCAGCUCCUGCUUUGACCCCAUGAAACACAGCGAACGCUAUGACUCCACUAGGCAUCAUGACGGCAUUGGAUGUAAUGGCAUGUCCUCCACCAUGAUGGUGACCCAGGACUACAGUGCACUGAAGGAGAAUGAGAUCUGUGUGAUCCAGGGCGAGAUGGUGCAGAUCAUGGCCACCAACCAGCAGAACAUGUACCUAGUGUACCGGCCCGCCAACAGCCAGUCCCCUGCUGCCGAGGGCUGGGUCCCAGGCCACAUCCUGGGCCCCCUCGUUAAAACGCUCAAAGACAGUACUGCUGACGCAAGCAUCAAGAAAUCUCUUUCAUGGAAUACACUGCGCUCGAGAAAGCGAGCGGAGAAGGAUAGCAGUGGCAAGGGUGAUGCAAAGGUUGAGAAUGGACUCCGUAAGCCCAAGGAGAUUCUCAGCACCAAGGUCACUGUCAAAGAGUCAAACAGCUCAGAGGAGUCAGAUUGCGAUGAUGAACUCCCCAAAACUAGCAUGGAGGAUUUUCUGGUUCCGGCCUCAGAGAGGCCAUGGGUGGAGUUUGUAAAUGCAUUUGCCACUGAUUGGUGCACAGUAUUAAUACAUCAGAUAAUGAAUCCCAAUUUUAUACAAGAAGUUGCUCCAGAGUUCCUGAUCUCACUAGCGGAUGUGACAUGUGCAUUCGGGGAGACGGUGGUCCUAUGCUGCAAAGUGUGUGGACGUCCCAAACCCAACAUCACUCUGAAAGGACCCGAUCAGAGCCCGCUUGUCAACAACAGCAGGUUCACUAUAAACAUUAGGGAUACGGGCGACAUUCUGCUCAAGAUCUGUAACCUGAUGCCCCAGGACACUGGCAUCUACACCUGUGUGGCCGUCAACGACCAUGGCACCGCCUCCUCCUCCGCCUCCAUCAAAGUACAAGGUAUUCCAGCAGCACCUGCAAGGCCAGUGGCCCAGGAGGCCAGUAGCAAUGCAGUGAUCGUCCACUGGCUCCCCCCAGCCAGCUCAGCUAACUGUGCUGUGUCUAGCUACACAGUGGAGUACAGGCAGGAAGACUCCCUGGUGUGGCAGGAGUCGGUGGUCUCCACAGUAGAUGUGUGUGUGAAAAUUGAAGAUCUCAUUCCUGGGGGGCACUACCAGUUCCGGGUCAGUGCCAGUAACCCCUGGGGUAUCAGUCCGCCAAGCGAGCCCUCAAACAUGGUGACCCUGCCCAGCGGGACUUCCACAUAUGAUGGAACGGGCAUUCAGUGGAAAGGCAACUUUGAAUCGUCUUUCACAGAAAUUUGUGAGAUCGGACGGGGCCGAUUCUCUGUAGUGAGAAAGUGUCUGAACAAGGCCAGUAAGAAGGAGGUGGCUGUGAAGUACGUCACUAAGAAGAUGCAGAAGAAGGAGCAGGUAGCCCACGAGGCGGACAUCUUAUGCCAUGUCCAGCAUCCUCAGCUGGUGGCUCUGACUGACACCUAUGAGUCUCCCACCUCCCUCAUGCUGGUCUUCGAGCUGCUGGAGGGCGGGAGGCUGCUGGACUACCUGGUGGCCCAUGAUGAGCUGAUGGAGGAGAAGGUGGCCUUCUUUGUGAAGGACACCUUAGAGGCAUUGCAGCACCUCCACACCUGCAGAGUGGUACAUCUAGACCUAAAGCCUGAGAACCUCCUGGUGGAUCUCCACGUGCCUGUUCCCUGCAUUAAGCUCAUAGACUUUGGAGAUGCGGUCCAGGUGUCUGGCCACCGUUAUGUCCACCUGCUCCUGGGAAACCCAGAGUUUGCUGCUCCGGAGCUGAUCCAGGGCACCCCGGUGUCGCUGAGCACGGACGUGUGGAGCGCCGGUGUCCUGGCCUACGUCAUGCUGAGCGGCGUCUCGCCCUUCCUGGACGAGAGCCUAGAGGAAACGUGCGUCAACAUCUGCAAGCUGGACUUCUGCUUCCCCGAGGACUACUUCCAGGGAGUGAGUCAGGCAGCCCGGGACUUCAUAAGCUCUACCCUGCAGCAGGACCCCAGGAAGAGGCCCAGUGCCACCACCUGUCUCCAGCAUCCCUGGGUGGGCGCCCACAGUGGAGACUAUUCCAAGAACCCACUGGACACUGGUCGCCUGGCCUCCUUCAUCGACAGACGGCGGCAGCUGCACGAUGUGCGCCCCGUCACCAACAUCAAGGGACUGGUGACCAGUAGCAUGGGACACACCCUAUAAACACCCCAUGAACACAACACACAGACGGAAUGAAAACACACUGUUAGCAGUACUACAGGACUCUGCCAUUGAUACAUGGUUCCCCAUGAAAAUGUGACUCUGGAUAGGGGAUAAUAACUUGUCAACAAACAUGUGAUGUGGAUAUCAUGUCUGUGUUCAAAAUGCCAGUAGACAAGACAUUGACAUUUGAUUCAUUGAGAUGUUUCAGAGCUGUAGUAUGAAGCCAUAGAAGCCAUAUUACUCUUGUUGUGUCCAUCUAUUGUAAAUGCCAACAUUUCUAAAUAUCAUCCUUGGAAAUUAUAACUAUCAGAGAAAGAUCUAUGAGAGGUAGUAUAACUGUUGAAUGUAAUUUAUUGUAGAACGUGGUUAACACUUGAGUAAGUGCUAUUGUAUGUGAAGAAAUAUUCAGCAGUGGUUCCCAAACUGUGGGUUCGGCAAGGGGGCGCAGAGCAGUACCAGUUAAAAAUGUUCUUUAUUUUAUUUCUAUUUUCUACAUUGUAGAAUAAUAGUGAAGACAUCAAAACUAUGAAAUAACACAUAUGGAAUUGUGUAGUAACCAAAAAAGUGUUAAACAAAUCAAAAAUAUAUUUUAGAUUCUUCAAAGUAGCCACCCUUUGCCUUGAUGACAGCUUUGCACACUCUUGGCAUUCUCUCAACUAGCUUCACUUGGAAUGCUUUUCCAACAGUCUUGAAGGAGUUCCCACAUGCUGAGGAGUUGUUGGCUGCUUUACCUUCACUGCGGUCCAACUCAUCCAAAACCAUCUCAAUUGGGUUGAGGUCGGGGGAUUGUGGAGGCCAAGUCAUCUGAUGAGGGUCAAAUAGCCCUUACACAGCCUGGAGGUGUGCUUUGGGUCAUUGUCAUGUUGAAAAACAAAUGAUAGUCCCACUAAGCUCAAACCAGAUGGGAUGGCGUAUCGCUGCAGAAUGCUGUGGUAGCCAUGCUGGUUAAGUGUGCCUUGAAUUCUAAAUAAAUCACAGACCAGCAACUCACCCCCACACCACCUCCUCUAUGCUUCACGGUGGGAACCACACAUGCGGAGAUCAUCCGUUCACCUACUCAUCAAACGUUGAUGUUGAAAUGUGUCUGUUACUUGAACUCUGAAGCAUUUAUUUGGGCUGCAAUCUGAGGUGCAGUUAACUCUAAUGAACUUAUCAUCUGCAGCAGAGGUAACUCUUGGUCUUCCUUUCCUGUGGCGGUCCUCAUGAGAGCCAGUUUCAUCAAAGCCGUUGAUAGUUUUUGCAACUGCACUUGAGAAAACUUUCCAAGUUCUUGAAACUUUCCAGAUUGACUGACCUUCGUGUCUUAAAGUAAUGAUGGGCUGUUAUUUCUCUUUGCUUAUUUGAGAUGUUCUUGCCAUAAUAUAGACUUGGUCUUUUACCAAAUAGGGCUAUCUUCUGUAGACCACCCCUACCUUGUCCCAAAACAACUGAUUGGGUCAAACGCAUUAAGAAGGAAAGAAAUUCCACAAAUUAACUUUUAACAAGGCACACCUGUUAUUUGAAAUGCAUUCCAGGUGACUAACCCAUGAAGCUGGUUGAGAGAAUACCAAGAGUGUGCAAAGCUGUCAGAAAUGUCCAGAUCAACUAGCCCAUGUCAGCUAACAUUUUUAUAUUUAGGUUUUUUAGCCCAUUUUUUUGUCACUCAAAUGAAUACACAUUAGACAUGGCAACAUGUAUAGAACUACAAAAAAAUGAACUUUAAAACUGCAAAAUGUUCUUUGCACCCCAUGACAAUAUAAGUUUUAAACCUGCAAAAUGCUCUCCACCAAUAAGAGGGGUGUUGAACAGUUUGUCAUGAACAGUGCUUGUGCACAUAGAAAUAGAUGUGGCGGUGUCGCGGGAUGUUCCCCAUUACUUGGAAGGGGGACCCAGAGUGAAAAAAGUUUGGGAACCCCUGCCAUAGAGUGUGCAUAAUGUGUAGAUAUAGUAUAAUGCCUAUUUUUCCAAUUGUGAGAUUUGAGGUAUGAAUGAAAGAAUCUAACGCGAUUGACUUGUCACAUCACACCGAAUUUGUGUCAGUACACAUCGGUCACCUCCAUGAUCAUUUCAAAUGUGUUUUGUUGCUUCACUUAUGUUUAUUUAAGAGACCGUUCAUAAGACUUACGCUCAGUUGUAAUUGAAUGUUCAAAACUACUUAUGGAAGGACCUGCUGCAAAUUUCGAUCCAAAUCGGCAGUCAUUGAUAAGUGUUGUAUAUUUCUGUUCUCAGACCCAAAUCGUUUACAAUAAAUCUGAAGUCUUCACAUUUUUGAUGAGGGGGGUAAUUCAUUUCUAGUGCUUAUUGUCCGCCAUUUACUCAAUAUGAUUGUUUGCUUGUGCGAUGAGCACUGACGGGUCUAGAACACUGAUUGAGCACGUAAUGUUGAUUGAGCCUAGUCACAACAGUGUAGGAUUGGAAAACUCAGCCUUUAGUUCUUAUUUUUUGAAGUCUUGUUUGUUAUUUAAGUAUUAGAACUUGAUUUGAAGUCUUCAUUUAUUUAUUCUUAUUAUGAAACUAUAUUUGUUUCUAACUUUUUGUUACAGCGGCCACAGAGCAUCAUUGAUAAGUGGCAUUCUGUGACACAUGCUGUGUACAUCAACAGGCUCUAAGGGUGCUUCCCAAAUAGCACCCUAUUUCCUACGUAGUGCACUACUUUUGACCAGGGCACAUAGCACUGGUCAAACAUAGUGCACUAUAGGCAAUAGGGUGCCAUUUGGGAAGCACAUUAAGCAUUCCUGUGGGUAUGAUGUACAAGUAUGUAGACUCAGCAUUUUUUCUUCAUGAAUUUUGAAGAAUGGUCUUUUUCAUCAAUCACUUAAAAUAUUAUGCUGAUCUUAAUGGCAUUGAAAUGGCAACUCAUAAACAACCAUAUGUACAUAUCGAACCAAACAAGGCUGAUAGUAUGCUCCAUUGUACAACGCUUCAAACCUACUACUGAGCAAAUUGGUGUAUCAGUUCCACUUCAUGUUGGCAAGAUAGUCAUUUCUAUUUCUACCUAAAACUGGGUGGUAAAAUGCUUCUAGUUCAAUACAGUAGCCUAUGCUUUCCUCAAAAAAAAGUUGACAUCAUUUCCUGUGCUAUAGCACAUCAUUGUACAUAAGUCUGUGUGUACAAAUGAUACCAGGCAUGUCCUUUCUUACACCACAUGGGCUGUUUGUUUGUUACUGAAUGUUUAAUAAUAAAAAGUGCUUGUUUCUAGAA